Messenger RNA from Sordaria macrospora k-hell, 735 nucleotides. RefSeq lists its product as uncharacterized. NCBI's taxonomy places the organism in Eukaryota, Fungi, Ascomycota, Sordariomycetes, Sordariales, Sordariaceae. The record is from RefSeq and is a predicted model, not a curated record. Gene Ontology annotation, cellular component: mitochondrion. Gene Ontology annotation, molecular function: iron ion binding; 2 iron, 2 sulfur cluster binding; 4 iron, 4 sulfur cluster binding. Gene Ontology annotation, biological process: iron-sulfur cluster assembly.
AUGCCACCCCUCCGCUGCGCCAAUGCGCCCGCACCGGCGAGCCUCUUCGUCCAACUGAGCAUGCGCCGAACCGCCCAGUCCCCUAUUCUGGCCGAUAUCCUGCUCCCACUGCGUACGCGCGCCCACUACAGCGUCACCAAAAGGAUAGCAACCGCUCCGACUACCACUCCCGUCUGCAAGACGCAAUGGCGCGCCAGACAAUCGCUGUCUUCAAGCCAGUUCAACAAGCGCCUCUUCACCACCUCGGCCCCGCGCAAGGCAACCCACACGCUAUUCAACCCCCAGAAUGACGAGGAUGGGAACGAGAUGGUGCUGGAGAUUACAGAGCGAGCGGCAAAGCGUCUCUCAGAAAUCAUGACCAAGGACUCCAACCCCUACCUCGCGCUGCGCAUCCAAGUCGAAUCCGGCGGCUGCCACGGUUUCCAAUACCUCAUGAAGCUGGUCACUCUCCCAUCGCAACUCCCGGAGCUACCCGUUUCCGAAGAGGCCGCGGAGGGAUCAGAGAUUCGCGAGGACGAUACGAUAUUCAGCUAUUACCCCGAUAACAGCCCAGCGCCGUCGUCUUCCGAUCUGACGGUACCGAAGAUCAUUCUGGAUGGGCCGUCGCUGGAGUUGCUCAAGGGUAGCAAGGUCGACUUCACGAUGGAGUUGAUCGGUUCCCAGUUCAAGAUUGUUGACAACCCACUGGCGACGAGCAGCUGUGGCUGUGGUACGAGUUUCGACAUCAAGAUCUGA